AUGCAGGCAGCCCAAGAACAAAUACUUGAAGAUGCUACCGAAGAACUCCGUGAUGGCCUCAGGGAGAUCCAAGAGAAUCCCUUUGUUCCUAGCGAAUCGGCUGAUUGGGAUGAAGGCCUUAGUUAUGAGCAGCUAGUGAGUGUAGUCAAUUUGUUGCUGCCCAGAAAGCGCACAAAAGGCUCGACUUGGGGCGACCGGAUGACAAAACUGUACACUUCAUGGACAGAACAGCUCCCUGUUCUUGCGAACUUCUAUCUCCAUUUCAAGACAGAGAAUCCACGCUCAACACCGGCUCAUUAUCCCGCUCCUGGAGAUGACAUUGGGUAUAUUCAUAUUCACUGCCUUGACAUAUUUGAUGGGGAUGCAAUUGAAUAUAUUCCUAUGCGUCCAGGUGAAGUCUUUCCUGCAUGCGCGCUUAUACGUGCAGGAUAUCUUUGCCCAACACCAAUGGAGCCUCAACUUGCGAUAUCCUUACAGUCACUUGAGCUUCUCCACUCUCUUUUCCGUGUGGCCCCAGCUUUUACUUUUCAGCACUUUUCCCGCCUUCUGGCCAACAUGCACAAGGCUGUGUAUAAGCCUUAUUCAAGGACCCAGGUCUCCCUCAUAUUUGAUAUCUUUUAUCGCAUUCUCUCUCAUUUGGACAGCCUUGUAAAACAAACCGUGGGCUAUGACGAAGCUGAUCACCAUCUGAAGACCUCUUGCCCAGCAUGUCACAACCAGGGAAGUAAUCUCAUUCGUAAAUAUGGUGAUGGGAACACCUCACUCUCACGAAUGCGCCACCACUUUGAGGGGGACUUGCGGCACUUCAACAGCGACUACUAUCUCCCUCGGGCAGAGUCAGUGCCCUCAUCCAUAUUUAUAGCUGAUGGCUGCCUGGGAUGGAAGAAUGCCCAGCCAAUCGCAUCGAAGACGAAGGCAGGGGCAAUGCAAAUCAUGGACGAAACUGGUAUAUUUUCAGUUGUCUGUCGUCACGGGAUUGUUCAGUUCCUUGUUGACAUGAUCGAAAGUGGGGAGCUAAUAUUUUAUUUGCAUAUGAUGUUGGCUGCUCGUUCUCUCAAACACUUUCAAAAUCCCCCAUCAGCAACAUUGCACAAGGCAAAUUUCAAAUCCUGCACCGGUUCAUUCCAUGGUGCUGCCCACAACAGGUCUUGCCAGCUUGAGUUUCUUAUCGGCUUGCAGAAAGGCGCUGGGAUUGAAGAUGGUGAAGGUAAUGAAGUGUCUAUUCGGAAAGCAAUGCACUUGCCUCUGCCACCCGACACGCAUCACCAUACAGUCGCCACCUUCGAAUUCACAUACACUUUACCAAGUGGGAUGAGACGAAGAGACUUCUUAUUGAACAACCACACGUCGGCUUGGAGGAUAAUUAAGGAGAGUGCUGAAGUACUUGAGACCAUGCGACGGCUGUGCCCCACCUUCGAUCCUGACAGUGAUUGUCCAAGGUGGCUACAGGAGGAGAGACAGUACAUAGCAUCCCUCCGAUCGGAACCCGAAAGUGAGAGGAGAAAGAUAGAGUACUUGGAGGCUAUUGAAUGCCUCGAGCGUGCAGAAGGAACAGUUUCCCACUGGAUCAGCCGGCUUGCUGCACCGACAACCUCUUCUGCACAGCAUACUACCUGGCACCUCCAAGAGGCAAACAAGGCCAUCGAGAAUGCCCGCGCCACUGUGAUGGCCUUGGAGGCAGCACUGGACACUUGGUCCCUUUCUCUUCCUUGGACGACUGACUCUCCCCAGCAUCUUGAAGCAAUCACCUUGCGUCAACAACGGGACUACCACCAACUACUGGAUGAACUCGAACACCAUGCCAUCUCACGUCAAUUUGAAGUUGAGAAAGUGGGGUUGCCUAGGACAGGUAUUACAUUCUACUCCCCUUACUGCCCUGCUCACUGUGCUGCCAUUUCCACAGAUUACAAGGCCCGUCAACAGAUUUUGUCCUUAGUGUCGAAGCGUGGAAAAACGUUACAAUCGACAAUCAAUAAGUACAAUGCUUUGGCAGCAUCUAUGAGCCCACCAAGGACGAAACUCACCUGGAAGGAAGUUACGGACCUCAACUUCAUAUCCGAUAUUGUGACAUUAUGUGGUCGUGAGGACAUACGUGAAAAGCCAUGGGCAAAACCGCUAUUUCGUAAUGCAACACGAGCCUGGUGCAAGUUACAACGUGCCCGUGAGGAGAUUGAAACCGUAGUCAUUGAAGCAAAUCGGUUGGGGAGUUUUGUGAGGGAUGAAGAGGCGCACUUGCAGAAGAUUAUUGAGGACACUCGACCCACCAACCCGCAUUGGCAGAAUAUAUAUCUCUCAUGCAGUGAACCACCCUCUGGCGCUUCAGCACAUACAACCAACACAUCGUCUCUCCUGUCCCCUAUCACCAAUCCGCCACCAACAUCACCCACCAACGCCGCAAAUAGAGACGGUUCAAAUUAUGCCAAUGAGCUAUUGAAGGCCAUUGACAGUGAGGCAGCAGACAAGGUUUCCGAGACCGAGAAUAUAGAUGUGGAUGAGGAAACUGAAGACUAUCACAAUCUUAUUGAUCGGCUUGCAAAUACGUUAAACAUUUCUGACCUAGAUUCGACGUAA
Cantharellus anzutake is the source of this 2571-nucleotide messenger RNA. RefSeq lists its product as uncharacterized. The transcript is spliced from 13 exons. NCBI's taxonomy places the organism in Eukaryota, Fungi, Basidiomycota, Agaricomycetes, Cantharellales, Hydnaceae. Bases 1 to 2571 code for a protein of 856 amino acids. The record is from RefSeq and is a predicted model, not a curated record.